Molecule: messenger RNA, 5683 nt
Organism: Acanthochromis polyacanthus (spiny chromis)
Lineage: Eukaryota; Metazoa; Chordata; Actinopteri; Pomacentridae
Product: carbohydrate sulfotransferase 8-like
Exons: 4
Coding region: 947-2371 (474 amino acids)
Biological process (GO): proteoglycan biosynthetic process; carbohydrate biosynthetic process
Cellular component (GO): membrane
Molecular function (GO): sulfotransferase activity
Source: RefSeq, a predicted model, not a curated record
UUUUUUUCAAAUGUGUCCAUUUAAUGUACAUAGUGGCAUAGUUUUCCUAAAACAAGCAAACAAACAAACAAAUAAAUAAACAAACUAACACACAAACAACUUUAUAAUUAAUCAGUGACGUUGGACUCCAUUUAGUGGGUAUCUUUGUCUCACAUCUCUGAUAAAAAAAAAAGGAGUCAUCUGGAUAAAACUCAGUGGCUGAGCUGCAUUUAUCACUGCAGAUAUUAUACGGAAUAGCUACACUUGCAGUGCGCCAUGUUCCCGCCAUUUGUUAAGGAAAGCUGGGUCAUAAAAACGAUGAGACACGGAGCUCAUCCAUAUUAGAAGAGUCUUUAAUGAACUCGGAUCGUCAAAGACACUCCUCCUGCUCUCGGCUGCCGCUGCUCCGCUCCGUGGCCAGUCGACGCGCGGGAGAGCCUCCGUAGCCCCCAUCAUUAUCAGUAUCAGCAUCGGCGUGAAGACAAAGAGAUCCGUGCAAAUGAAGAUGUGCUGCAAUAGCAGGAGAAGCCCGUCAUAAAGUCACUCUCUCUGCAACCGUGCCCGCCCGCCCGCAGGCAGACAGGCACCGGUCCUUGGAGACUCUUUGGGGAUGCGCAAAGAUGUGAGAGUAAAGAGCGAGGGGCGUUGUGAUUGGCCGUACUCAUCCUAAAAGCAUCAGGCACGGCGAGUCAUGUUUGCUCCAACCGGAGAAUCAGCGAGGUGGCAUCAAACUUGAAGGAGACGUGUUCACAGUCUGCAUGGUCGAUGUGUUCACGGCAUCAACCGUAAACUUACAUCAUCUCCCCAAAGAGGCGGGCGCGCUUUCCGCGGUGCUGAAACAGAGACUUGGCUGAUCAACUAGUGAACAAGAGGAGGACGCACUCACUUCGUCACCUGCUUCUCGGUUUCAUGCUAUCUGGGAGCCUUUGUCAGAACCUAUCACAUUAGCGUCUGAUUGUGCUGCAUCAUGCUGUGGAUGAAGUGGAAGAUGAUGGUGGACUCCCUGCGUGGACGGAGAAGGAGGCUGCCCUGUUCCCUUUGGUUCGUCCUGCUGUUCGCUGCUGGAGGUCUGGUUCUCUUCAUCCACCAGCAGGACCUGUCAGAGAUGGUCCAGCAACAAGGCCCAGGCGUGAAGCUUGGAAGCACUCCGCGGCAGUCCAGAGAGACUCUUUCUACUCAAGACCGUGAGAGAGGCAAGUCUGACAACUAUCAAGAGCUCCAAGCAGCAGAAGGUCUCCUGUCCAGCCCAAUCCCUCCAAUGCAGUUCCCUCACUUCGAGAAGAGCAGACAGACAGCCACCCCUGGGUCUCGGGAACAGGACAUUGGCUCUCUUCAUGUCUCCAAAAGACAACGCAAACUACUGAAAACAAGUCCCCCAAUCCACAAUACCAAAAAUAAUGUUUCCUCGUCUUCCUUGACCUCAGUUUCCUCCUCAUCCUCAGUUUCCUCCUCAUCCGCAGUCUCCUCUUCAUCCUCAGUUUCCUCCUCAUCCUCAGUUUCCUCCUCAUCCUCAAUUUUCUCCUCCUGUGCCUCAGGCUCUUUUUCCCCUGAGAGCUGGAAAAAGCUCUCCAGUGUCCUAGAAGCUCGCCAGCAACUGAUGAAGGAGAUCUGUGCCAAGUACAAAAGCAGCAUUUCGAAGACCAUCACACGCCAUCAUGUGAAACAUCUCUUUGUGGAGGACAAGUACAAGCUGUUGUACUGCCAGGUGCCCAAGGCAGGCUGCUCCAACUGGAAGAGGACGCUGAUGGUACUGGCAGGCCAGGCCUCCAAUACUCAGAGUAUUAAACAUGACACUGUCCACUAUGGAGACCAUCUAAAGAAGCUGGAUAGUUUUGAUCGACAGGGAAUCAUGCACCGUCUGGAAACCUACACAAAAGUCAUGUUUGUCCGUGAGCCCUUGGAGAGAAUGGUGUCAGCCUACAGGGAUAAGUUUGAGAAUCCUAACAACUACUACCACUCCCUGUUUGGGAAACCCAUCAUCUCCAAAUACAGGGUGAACCCGUCUUGGGCAGCCCUGAAGACAGGCAACGGAGUCACAUUCAAGGAAUUUGUCCAGUACCUGCUAGAUGUCCACCGGCCUGUCGGGAUGGACAUCCACUGGGAGCAGGCAAACCAGCUGUGCAACCCCUGCCUCAUAGACUAUGACUUCAUCGGCAAGUUUGAGAACAUGGAGGAAGAGUCCAACUUUCUCCUGCGAUUGGCUGGGGCUCCACCCAACCUCACACUGCCCAGUUUUAAAGAUAGGAACCCAAGUGACAAGAGGACCUCAAUGCAGAUAACAGAAAAAUACUUUUCACAGGUCAGCACACUGGAGAGACAGCGAGUAUAUGACUUCUACUACAUGGACUAUCUGAUGUUUAACUACUCCAAGCCUUUUAAAGAUUUAUAUUAACUGACUCUUGUCAUGAUUCUUGAAUCACAGUCACAUUCCACUUCGUCUACAUCUCUACCAUGAUAGUAAUCUUAACAAAAAGAGGCUCACUCACUUGCUUACAUCGCUCUUUGCAUUUAGAGGAAUCGGAGAGACCAAACUUCCUCUGAAUUUCACAAAAGCUGCUUUUUAUUACCUUUUCACCAGCUUAUCUUCAUUUUUAGACAACUGUGGGAUAAAGCAAUUCAUGUGCUGUUGAAUUAAAUACUCUAAAUUGUCCUGAAAUGCAAGGUACUUAUUCACUACUAGCAAACGGUGAGGUAGAUUUCAAAAUCAUAACGGUCAAGCUUCUAAAAACGUUUGUUAUUGUUCAACAGGCUUUAAAUUAUGCCUUACUGUGAGUCAAAUAGCAUUUGCAAAUGCAGUUUAUGGUUUGAUUGAACUUAGACACCACAUUUUAUUGAGGGUUCAAUCACAUUCCUAAAUUUGGAAGGGAUCUCUGUAUGCAGUACAGAUUAUUGUCUGCGCCCCUUUGGAAUAACACGAUUUGUAUACAUAUAUCAGCUUUAGUCCUUAGUUGAUCUCAUUUUGUUCAAAUUAGCUCUAUUGUCUUAAUUUUAAAUAUCUGCAUUUACUAUUUGACUCCCAGUAGGUCAGGCAUCAGUAUACCUCUAUGUAUCAGUGCAUACUAAUACAGAUAUUUCAUGUGAAUGGCUUUACUAAUAUAAACCAUAACAAAAUGAACCACUAUAUAAAUAGUAUAAUGUGUCAAGUGCUGCCCACUCAGAAGCUGUGUGCACUUAUUGUAGCAUUUUUAUACUUCUAACUUUGUGGGUUAGUUUUGUGCUUUAGUCUAACAUAAACAUGUGCAGUAGGUCCUCCAUCACUAGAGUUAUUUACUUGGGCUGUUCAGUGCAGGGCGUACAGGUACUAGCAGGGUACAAAAUGUUGCUGCCAAUAAAUCUUAUGUCUGUUACUGUUACAGACUUUCAGAUCACUCAGCUGCUCUUGAUAGCACUGGAAAGCAAAUAAGCAAAAGUCGACAGGUUCAAAAUACACAAAGCAGAUGUUUAGAUUUCAAAAAUGUAGGAUUUGGACUUACCAGCAGGAUGAGGAAAGAGCAUGCCCAAACCUGUCCAUCCACCACAAUAAACACCUCCCUGAACAGCUUUCACUUACAGAUCUCACACUGUCAGCAACUCUGUCCCCUUUGUACAAGUAUCACACCUAUUCUGCACCACCAUAUAGGCUUUUUUCUGACUCUACUGUGUAAAAUUGUAUAAUGGGCAUUCAGAUGACUAUAUAUUUUUCUAUGUAUUUCUAAAAUAUAUAUAUUCAGUGCUUCUUGGUGAAGGUAUGUUUAUUUCCUUUUUGAUGUCACUUAUCGUUCUUUCAGUAAUACCAGUGUAGAGUGUUGUGUAACUGAAGAGUUUCUUUCCAAAAGCAAAAUAUCCACCAGCUGAAAACCACAAGAAAACUCAAGAAACUAAAUGACUGCAAAAAUUUGAUGUACCACUGAUUGAUGAAUUGUUUCCACUUGGUGCUUAGGAGGUAGCGAAAGAUUUUAACCGAUGAAAAUGGAUAUAGAUAAUUUUGGAAAUUAGCUCUUUGAUUACUUAUCCCUGAUCUUUUUGGACUCUGAAUAGGAAAAUAGACCCUGUAUAGAGGAGCUGCAUUUCACCUAGUUACCUAUCCUGGCUAAUGACAUUUUUACCCAUAGCAACAAGCUGUGUGUGUGUGUGGUACUGAAUAAGCUCUAUAGAUGUUUUAAACUCUUUUUUCCAGAAUCUUUUUAAAGCAUAGAGUAUAUACACACACUGCUAAACAAAAAAAGAAGAAAAAAACUCGCUGCAGCUACAAUAUCCCAAACUGCUAUACUCCCAAACCCAACAUCCAACUGGCAAGUCAUGAAGAAAUUUUUGCAUACGUAUGUCUUGAUGCAGGUCAGACCCCUUAACAACGUGCAUUAAUAGAACCUGCACAGACACUGGAGGUUGUUAGGGACUAAGCAUUCAGAGAUUGUUAAAUUAGGGACCAAUACAAUAGGAAUCAACAUGUCUAUGAUACCUCAUAAUAUGAGGUUAAAAGAAAUUGAACCUCUGAUCAGACUAAUGGUGUAAUGUAGAUCUUCAGUUGGCUGACUUGAGACCCCAGAUACGGUCUUUUAAUUGAAAAAAUUGAGUAUACAGAUCAGCUACUACAUUAAAACUGCCUGCCUUACAUUAUGCAGGCUCACCUUAGCUCUGACCCAUUGGACCAUGGACCUCUGGGUGUGUCCUGUUGUGUGAGGCCCCAUUGAAUCCUUGGAUUCCUCUGGGUUCCAGGGCGGGGCCUCCAUGUUUCAGACAGUACAUACUGUUCAGUCUCGGCACUCUGAAGGCUUUGGGCUCUUGGUUAUGUUCCUUGAGCAGGUUUGAUGAUGAGGCAAGGUGCACUGUCCAUUUUCAUUGGUGGAUGGUACAUGUCAAAGUACAUCCUGGCAGGACUUCACAUGAUAACAAUAAUAUUAAUUAUGGCGGUUGGUGGCUUUAAUGUUGUGGCUGAUGGUGUAAAACACCUUUUCUCACAGCUUGCUGUAGUGACAAAAACAUGCUAGAGUAAUAAAGAAGUGGUUAAAUAUGAUGACAUAAAAAAACACCUUAAAUAUACAAAACACAAAGUAAAAGAAACAAACUCAAAGUCAAUCUUUGUUGAUGGGAGUAAAGAUUCAUUUGAUCUAUUGUGGUGCUGGAAACAACCGAUGGCCUCCUAUAAACUAGUAGUCAUGAUUAACCUAUAUGUUUUGCAGCUCACUGGAAAAGUGUUUUAUGUUAACAAAAUGAUUUUCUAAAGAGAUGUGUUUGCCUCUGGGAAAAGGGAAAUCCACAUUAUUUAAAUCUAUACACGCUAUUACAAUUUUGAUGGUAUUAUCCUUUCGCAGUGAUGGUAUUUGUAUGAAUGUUUGUCAGUAUAGUGUUGGCUUCUGCAAUUCCAAAAUCUAACCUUUCUUUAGGUUGUGGUCAGAUUCUAUGUAGUUGUAGCCAAUCUCUGCCCAAAUCAGCUACUGCAUUAUGAUGAGUAUAUACUCUUGCAAAUACUGUCAGUCCCUGCCCCACCAGCUACUAAAGUUUUCUUGGUAUAUGGGUGUAAGGACAGAUUUAUCAAAAGCAUAAUUACAGUAACAAGUGAAUGUAUAACAGUUUACCGUUGGUGCAAAAGUGUAUAAAAGAUGAUCUUAAGCCCUUUGCCUUAUUUUACACUGCCAAUCAAAUGGUGUAUUUCAGGAAGACAUUUUUCAGGUGGUUAUUUCUGGCUGAUGAGUGUCUACUAAUAAAUUGUCUUUUAGCAUUUUCA